Molecule: messenger RNA, 617 nt
Organism: Parathielavia appendiculata
Lineage: Eukaryota; Fungi; Ascomycota; Sordariomycetes; Sordariales; Chaetomiaceae
Exons: 2
Coding region: 252-521 (89 amino acids)
Source: RefSeq, a predicted model, not a curated record
CCCGGGGGUAAGCUCAAGAUCAUAAAACGUUAAGGCCUUCUAUCAAGUCCGUCACUUGAUUUCAAUUACUCAGCAGCGCUACCAGCAGAAUCACCAGCAUUGCCUUGCAAGCAGCACCACACAAAACACCAUUAAUCUCACCUAACUUGUGGUUCAGACACCCCAAGAUGCGCCUCCCUACUGCUGCUACCUACCUUAUCGUCGCCCAGCUUGUCACUCUCGCUGCGGCGGAUUAGAUGCGGGUAACGACCAUGUGUCAUCCUACCAGUUGCGAUUCCGAAGGAUACUGGUAUACGGCCUUUGGCAGCUAUCGAAUUGAUGCCAACGAAGGUUGUCGGGAUCCCCCAGACGUCCCAAGCAUGAACACAAUCUGCAUGGAUUGGGGAAACAAAAGGGGCCAUUUCUACUUCGACGGUCAGGCCAAGCGCUGUAUAAGAAUGACAUCGGACACUCCGUUCGGUUGCGGCCCGGGCGCUACUUGUGCGUUCUCUAAUUGGGACGAGGUUUCCUGCACCUGGUGAUUGGUAACCGUGACCGGAAUAAGAAUGAGCUUUGAGGGAGCACUUUUGGUGUAUCUAGCGUGUACCUUGGCAACCAAGACAUUCCAUUUCAACACA